Messenger RNA from Doryrhamphus excisus (bluestripe pipefish), 6930 nucleotides. The record is from RefSeq and is a predicted model, not a curated record. NCBI's taxonomy places the organism in Eukaryota, Metazoa, Chordata, Actinopteri, Syngnathiformes, Syngnathidae.
AUGGAUAGAUGUUGUCACUCAGCUUUUGUUCUUUCACUGUGACAUUUUCUUAGUAUUCUCAUGGCCUUUCUGGGGAAAUUGCAAUUUCUUGGAGUGAGACAAAGAUCAAUUCCGAUGUUAUGGGGCGGCAGUCAGUUAGUCUGUAAGGACUUGGUUUUUGAGAUGCUAAAAGACAUGCUAGUCUGCUUUCUAGCUAGCUCAGGGGUGUUCAAACUUUUUCCACACAAUGAAAAAUCACUUUGAAGUUGUUUGGAGUUUUUAACUUGCGAUAUAGGUAAAAGAGCAUAUUAUUAGCAUUGUUAUUAGCAUUAGCAUUGUCAGUAUUUGCUCUUUUUCCCCCUCAUUGUGAAAUAUUUCAACAUUUUUAGAGAAUAAUAUUCACACUAGUACGCGCACUAAUACUAGUACUAGUACUAGUCACACUAAUACUCAAAACUAGUGUAAUUAUCUGUCCAUGCAGCAAGUAAAUUUUACUUGGCAAGAAAGCUGAAAUAAAAAUUUCUAAAAAUAAGCAGGACUACGGAAGCAUCAAAUAUGGCGAUUCACCUUGUUCCAAUCUCCUUGACUAAUCCUCACUGGCUGUGACUUUUGACCCCAUCAUGACAUCUUAUGUAAGAAUCUUGUUAAGGAAAUCACACGGGACAUGCUUGUGCACUGUUACGACUGGCAGAGUAAGCUCAUUAAGAGGUACCCCCGGCCACACUCACAGGUAACAACAUCAGUUUCAAAUAUGUCUCCCAAUUGCACAACAUCUUCAGCUGCAAUGUGUUUGUCUCAUUUGGCGGACUGUCUUGUUUAUUCUGUGUGUUUUCCUUUGUGGGAUAUAAACGCAAGAGUCGGAGGCCUGAGCUGUCCGCCUCGCUCUUUUCAGUGAGCUUGUGUUAUGACUACAACUGACAGUGUGUACUUUGUGGUGAUAGAUGCACAGAGGCCCUGUGGCGCCAAACUAGUUUGUAAUUUACCGCUGAUUGCUGUCAAUGUAUAGUUCUUUUUUUUUUUUAUUGCAUGCAUGUCGCCGUCAUUGAUAUUGCUAUUUUUAUCAUUCCCAGUAAGGAUUAUAUGCAUAGAACUAACAAACAAAGAAAUAAUUUAGCUUCAUAAAUGCUGUAUUCUGCAGGUAUAAUACAUGUGCAUCCCUGUGUAAUUUGCACGCAGUCAGCUGAUGUAGCUGUUUGAAGGAAGCCAAAGGCAUCAGGGGACAAGCAGCCAUGUGACUGUGGAUGCAGGGAUUGGUUUAGUGCAGCUGUGACAUCAGCAAAACCUCCCCUCUUACCGUUCCCUCCCCUCUCCUAUCACCCUCGCAGUCUUCCUCCCUCUCCUUUCCGCUCUGCGUUUCUCCUUUGCAUUUCCUCAGCAUCCCUCCUUUCAGAAAUGGCGUGUGUUGGUGCUGGCAGGGCGUCGGGGACCUAACAUACACUGAGAGGACCCCCUUCAUUCCAGGAUUUGCUGAAUACCCCCUCGAGUGGGUCUCUUUCUCUUACUGUCCUCCCCCAGCUGCUGCCUUUCAACCCCCCCUCCCUUCGCCUGUUCUCUCAUCCCUGUACAUGGGAGUUGGGCCUCUAGGGGAGGAGGGAGUCAACCUCUGUGCUUCGCCUGGGAUCUGUGCACAAUUAGCCAUGCCCUGCCUGGGCAUCUUCUGACCAACUGGAAGCAUUUCCAUUUCUGUCCUUCCACACACCAGCGGCAGUGUAGGAUGAAAAUCUGGAACCAUGAUGCAAGGACUGAAAAACCGAACCAGGAAAGCCUUGGGCUUACGGAAAAAAGACAAGGAUACAGAGACAACGAGCUCACCUGACAAAGAAGCAACUGGAAGUGGAAAGAAAGGAAACAAAAAGGCUAACGGAGCGCCAAAUGGUUUCUAUGGGGAGUUUGACUGGGACCGUUAUGCCUCGCCAGACGUUGAUGAGGAAGGUUUCAGCCUCCGUCCCGGUGAUGAAGGCGAUGCGGCUUCCAAAGGAAAGCACUUUUUCUCCUCCAGCGAUUCAGAGGACGAUGAAGAAAGCAAGAAAAAGUUCAAAAUUAAGAUCAAGCCCCUGGUAGCGGAAAGCGCUAAGUGUGUCCCUCCAUCUGUGGAUGAGCUAAAAGCCUCAGUGGGAGGCUUGUCGCUUUCUCCGUCUCUGAGACGCAGCCCGGGACAGAUAAAAAGGAACCUGUCAUGUGAAGAAAUUGCUCGACCCAGACGCUCGACCCCCACGCCAAGUCCUGCCCCCGAGACACCGAGUGACAGACUACCACAUAUCAUCCCUGCCUUCUUUGGCCUGCCUUCAGAGACCCAGUAUAUACCCAGAUAUGAUGUGGUUCCUGCUGAUAUCUGGGGAGGAUCCAGACCAAGGUCAGAAUCGCCUUUGAGCAGAAGUUUUCCAACAGGAGCUCCUCCUCCGCUCCCUCCUAAAAACGUUCUAUCACGGAGUCAAGGCUAUCCCUCGCAGUCUAUUGGUGAUUUACCCAAUGGAAGGGCAACUCGCAAUUCUGCCCCCAUCUACCUAAACGUCCUGUCCCCCUCCUCCUACCGAGGCUCCCCAGCUCCUGACCUCGAUGAUGUAUUCGGCCCUGUCGGCAGCCCACACGCCAGUAGCGAGGACGCCAUGUCCAGCAGAUGGGUUACUUUCACUAAUGACAGACCCCCACCACCUGAUGAGCCUGCUCCGCCCCCUCCGCCGGAUUCCCCUGCCCCAGACACGCCCUCGUCCACACCCUCCACACCCUGCCUCUCACCUGGACCACCUCCCAAUGAGCCCCCGCCUUCACCUCCGGUGUUCUCUCCCGGGUCUCCUCCACCUUUCACCCCACUGGACUCACCCCCCUCCAUCAUGCUCGGACCUCCUCCACCGGACGAACCAGCCCCUCCCCUGCCACCUGACUUCUCCCCCUCAAGUUCACCAGCAGUCUGCCUUGAUGAGGAUUCGAUUGAUGCGGAGGUGCUUCAGUUUGCACAUUACUCCUCGUCCCCAGCUCCUAUCAGCCCUGUGCCUCCUCUGCCUGCGGAGCGGAGGUCCCCACGAGCGGGUGGUAUAUCUCCCUUGGCUUUGGGAGUGGUGGGGGGAAAGAAAACUCCGGAAGGUGUGCAUCUGAGAGAUGACGUCGCAGACUUCACAGGUUCCCCUCGGGAGCUGACACCGAGCUUCCGUGGAACGCCACCUCCUCUUCCCCCAACCACAUACAGAUCUAUUAUGUCUUCCCCCGGGCCUUACUCAGGCAGUUGCCCGUCUUCUCCAGCCCGAUCUGCCACGCCACAGUCUCGGGGGAGUCCAGUUCCUCCUCCUCCUCCCCCACGGCCUUCCUCGAGGCCAAAGUUGCCCCCAGGAAAACCCAUCGCAGACCUGACUCGACCCUUCAGUCCACCAGUGUCGGGUAGCCCUCCACCCUUUGCUCCACUGGCUCGGGCUGAGAGCUCCUCCUCCAUCUCCUCCAUAACCUCCCAGAGUGCAGCAUCCACACCUACCUUAGGGAGGGAUCUCAACCUAUCCAGCACAGGUACACAUUCGUGUGUUUGUGGUCCCGUCUUCAUGUCAUCAUCAUCAUCAUGCUCUUACCUCACUGUCAUGUGCCUCUACAUGAUUCUCUCCUGGUCCUGUUCUUCUGCUCACUCAGAGGCAUCACAGCCUCUGGUGUGGUUUGACCAUGGCAGGUUUUAUUUAGCUUUGGAGGGCUGUUCAAGAGGACCCAGCCCACUUACAAUGGGACCCCAAGACACUCUGCCAGUGGCAGCCGCCUUCACGGAAACUAUCAAUGCUUAUUUCAAAGGCGCGGACCCCAGCAAGUGUGUGGUAAAGAUCACAGGGGAAAUGGUGCUCUCCUUCCCUGCCGGCAUCACCAGGCACUUUGCCAACCACCCAAGUCAACCUGUCCUCAUCUUUAGCAUAAGUAAUUAUACCCGACUGGAACAGGUCCUCCCCAAUCCACAGCUGUUGUGCUGUGAUUCCCCAACCGACAGUGUAGACAGUAAGGAGUUUUGGGUGAACAUGCCCAACUUGAUGAGCCAUCUCAAGAAAGUGGCUGAACAGAAGCCCCAGGCAACAUACUACAAUGUGGAUAUGAUCAAAUAUCAGGUGUCGGCGGACGGCAUCCAGUCCACUCCUCUCAAUCUGGCUGUGAGUUGGCGCGGUGACGCCGACAACACGGACCUUCGAAUAGACUACAAAUACAACACAGAGGCCAUGGCAACCCCUGUGCCGCUACACAACGUCCACUUCCUGGUUCCUGUUGAUGGAGGCUUAGCUAAACUCCAAGCGAUGGUCCCACCUGCCACCUGGAAUCCAGAGCAGCAAACGAUACAGUGGAAGAUCCCCAGCCUUUCUAAUAGGUCUGAAAACGGAGGAGUUGGGGCUCUCCUUGGACGGUUCCAAACGACAGAAGGUCCGAGUAAAGCCUCCCAGCUGGCGGUUCACUUCACCAGCGAGGGGAGCACACUGUCCGGCUGUGACAUCCAGCUGCUUGGGACUGGAUACCGGCUAUCCCUGAUCAAGAAGAGGUUCGCGGCAGGGAAAUAUUUGGCAGAUAAUUAGUGGACCUGCCUGUGCAUGGAAACAAGAGUAUCUGUGGCUUUUGACUGUGAAGACAAUGAAUCCUCCCUCUUUAGUGUAUUUUAACAACAUAAUCAGUAGAAUAACUACUGCUGAGUUUAUGCAAUUUGAUAACAACAUUUAGUUUAUACACUUGAAAUCCUAAACUUUGAACUUAAAGGUGGAUUCAAUACAGUGCUGCAUUCAAACUCCUUCCGAUGACUUUGGACUUAGUUGUCAUUGUAAAUUUACUGUAAAAGACGAUAGAUUAUAUAUUAUGAGCGCAAUCUUAUGGUGGAAGAUGUACAAAAAUGUGUAUAAUAGAGUUACUUCCCCAAAUGAUAGGUCAUAAAUUCUUGUUUUUACUGCCAUUUGGAAUGAUUUUGUCUUUGUCAUUGUCUAAGCAAGGGACUUUUUUUAAUGCUACAUUGUGUCGGGAUAAAUGUUUUUGCAGCACAAAUGUUAUUUUUUAAUACUUCUCUGAAACCCUUCAAUUGGAUUGAUGUAUGACAGGGAUGUUACUAUUGUGUGCUAAAACUACAAUUCAUGAGAACAUAUUAUGUUUCUUUACAGAGACAGAAUAUACCUGCAAACAAAUAACAAUAAUACAAUAAUUUUUACAAUUUUAUUGUUAUUGUAUUGACUAAUCUACAGUGGUGUGAAACUUCGGAAUUUUUAAAUUUUUUCGACAUACUUAAAUGUUUCACAUCAUCAAACAUAUUCAAAUAUUAGUCAAAGGCAACACAACAGCAGUUUGGAAAUGAAACUUAUUAUUAAGGGAGAGAAAAAAAAACAAAUGUACAUGGCCUUGUGUGAAAACGUGAUUGCCCACUCUGUUAAAACAUAACUGAAAUUAAAUCAGAUCAAAAAGCAAUUUCUAAAGUUUUGGGACUCCAGCAAACUAUAGUGAGAGCCAUUAUCCACAAAAUGCCAAAACAAGGAACAGUGGUUAACCUUCCCAGGAGUGGCCGACGAGCGACAACUCAUCCAAGGGGUCACAAAAGACCCCACAUCUACAUCCAAAAAACGGUUGGGUAAAAACUGUAAAAAAAAAAAAAAAACUCGGCAAAAAUGAUACCUAAGACCAUUGGUAAAAUACAAUAAAAAGUUGAACUUUUUGGAAGGUGUGUGUCCCAUUAUAUCUGGCUUAAAGUGACGCUGCAUUUCUGAAAAAGAACAUCAUAACAACAGUAAAAUAUGGUGGUGGUAGUGUGAUGGUUUGGGGCUGUUUUGCUGCUUCAGGACCGGGAAGUUUUAUUUUAAAACCACCUUUUGAGUUCAACUGUGUUGUCACUGACUAAUAUUUAAAUUAGUUUGAUGAUCUAGAAUAUUUAAGUGUGACAAAUAUGCCAAAAACAAGAAAUCAGGUUAGUAUCUGCCAUAUUUGGAAAAAAAAUGCAGUGCUAAUCACUCAUUUUAAAGUGAUUGUCAGUAAUUCAGCUGCAAUACCACUGUGUGCAAUACCCUAAAACGACACUUCAUAUUACCCAUAAGGUUGUGUGUGAUUUUAUUCUUUUCCUCUCUGUGGAUGUUGUCUAAAUGAGCCUUAAAAUCAACACGGGCGUGAGUGCCAUAUGCUGGAGAUAUUCAUUUUUGAAUGAAUUUGGGGAGCUGGAGUUUCAUGCUGCUUGAUAACUUGGCUGGCGGACAUCAUUAAGUGAUGAAAUGCGCAUAAGAAGACAUGCUGUUUCAUUUUCUUUCAUGUCCACUGUUUAUGUUUUAUGUAUGUUUAUUUUCUAAUAGCAAUAUAUAAAGAUUUAAGUGUAAAAAGUGUAGUUAAGAGCUACGUUUAAAAAUAAUUCUCUUCCUCUCAUAUGGAUAUGUGUUUGUGGUUGUUUAUUGGUGUCAUAAGGCAUAGGUUGCAACACCAUUUUUCAUCAUGCAUUGUUUCCCCAUGUGGGUUUUGUGUACGACAACAACAACAAAAAAUAAGUGUUACUGUUGAUGAAUAACUCCAGUGCCGCAUGAAAUCUGCAGUCGCCCUUCACCGGUUGUUUCAGUGUAAUGCAAACUUCUCCAUGUCAGUAAGAUACAGCGUGUGAUAUUGUAUAAUCAUGCAAUGACGUCAUCACAACCCCACACCCUGGUUCCAUAUGAAGAAAUGUAUUGGGCAUGCAGUCAUAAAUGUUCCCAAACUCUUCUUCCAUUGCAAUUCUAUUGCAUUGCUUCAUGUAAAUCAUUCCAUGUUUAUCAGUUUCUCAGUUAAGGCCUGGGUGUAAUAGAGCAAUCAAUUGUUUCUGUAUAUUCUUUGCCUUAUUUUUGAGAAUACUGACUGUGACUUUUUUUUUACAUUGCUGUAUUUCUUUAACACACAGAAUAUGCAAACGUUUAAUGUACAUUUCCCAUCCAAAGAUUUGGAGAGUAAAUAUAAGGAAGAAGUCCGUUCAAUGUAAUACCUGUUUUACUUGGUAAUAAAGAGGUUGCAAUA